This is a messenger RNA of Medioppia subpectinata, 1953 nucleotides long. Lineage: Eukaryota; Metazoa; Arthropoda; Arachnida; Sarcoptiformes; Oppiidae. The record is from the annotation of a GenBank genome assembly.
AUGGACAUUAAUUGGUCGCCGAAACUGAUCCAAGACGUGAUCCGAACGCUGCGGAAGUCACGUGACGCGCGCUCCUACUCUUCGUCGGAGUUCUCGAUCAUUUCCGACGAAUUCAUAGACGAGUUGUCGCACAAAAUGGCUGUGAUUUCGCGGCAGGCGUCGGACGACGUGUUCGAACCCGUCGUGACUCUUCUGUCGGACGAAAUGCAAGACGUUUUGCAGGAAAUGUGGAAAAACUUCGGCCCGAAGAUGUCCUAUACGCUGGACAAGUGGCAACAGCUGAUCGCCGACUCUUAUGAGCAACUCGCGCGCCUCUACCGGCAAAUAAUGAAGGCGUACGACCACGUGAUCCCCGACUGGGCGCACAACGUCUACCAGCGCUCCAUUAGAAGCGCGCGCCGCCAAUGCAAACGCAGUGAGACGUGUUACAAGGCGUUGUACGCGUUGGAGAACUACGGCGUGGACGCCUUAAUGGACCUCUUCUACGCCACGGCCAUCGAGACGGCGCACACCACUCACCGCGUCGUCAUGACGACGAGUGGGAAGUUGUGGCGCGCGUUGCCGAAUGCGCCCCAAUGGCUGCGAGAGUACGGCUGGCAAUACAAGCAAUGGAUUCGCGAUUCCUUCGACUCUUUGAUCGCUUCGAACGACGAUUUGCGACAAUUCGUGGCUCACGUGCAGCGCCUUCUGGCGGAGCUCACGAAAGACAACUUCCAGGAGAUCGAGUGGCCGAAAGUGGGCGCCUCUCUCCGCCAGAUGGCAGACGUGGCGCUGUCGUCGCAGACGUCGUCGCGAGUGUUGGUGUGGGACCCGGCGAGAGGGCGCGUGAGUGUGGAGUUGCGAACUCCGCUGCAGUCGCGCCGACUCCGGUCGGUGAUGACAGACGUGAAGAACAAAGUGCUGAAGAGCGAGAAUCCUCUGCAGAAAAAGUGGAAACAAAUCAAACAAUUCGUCAAAAAAAGAGAACUUUGUUUCAAUUCUCGCGACUUUUGUGACUUCGGAACAACUCUUGUGUUUCGGGAGAUAAUCGAAAGACUUCCGGAGGAAUGUCUUGUUUGCGGCGAAAACCACAGAUUCGGCGAAAGAAGACGCGAAACGGCGACCAAAGAGGCGGAAGUGCUGUUCGUGAUUGGCUGCGACCUCGAGUCACGUGACGGCAGAGAAAUGGCGCGCAAUUUGAACCGAAUUUCGAACGCUUUGAAACGAGAGUUCGAAAAGCGUUCGAUUUUAACGACUUUUCGAACGAUUUCUUUGAAUUCUGAGAAAAAAUAUUCGGAUUUUUGGCCAAAAAAUGAUUUGAAUUUACGUUUGAAUGGAAUUCCGAUUUCGCGAAACAUUAACCAAUCGUUUGACUUCCUGUUCGUGACGUCACGACAGCCGCGGGCCUCGCGUCACGUGAUUCUCGUCCAAUGCGGCGACGGCUGCGAAGAGCGAGACGUGGACUUCCAGUCGGCGCGGAAUCACGUGUUAAACGAAAACAUUUUUCUUCACGUUUUGACGAAAAAUGAGUUCAAAAUUCGCGCCAAAAAAGGCCGUCACGUGAUCGGAGUGGACGCCGCGCGCGCCUUCGUCUCCUCCGGUCAGUCGGUGGCCGAAGAGCGCGCUCUCCGCUCCGCUAUAGGCGUGUCACGUGAUUUGUGUCACGUGUUGGCGUUGGAGACGAAUGGAACUGUUUUUCGGACCAAAAGUUUGAAUUCAAAAAAUUCUCGCGCUUUGAUCGCCCGAAGAGUGGCCGCGAAUCACGUGAUGGACGCGUGUCUGGACUGCGACUGCGUGGAGGCCAGGGAUCGCGUGACGGCGCGCGUCGACUGUCGUCUCUGUGCGGAACGCGAGUCGACGAUAAGCGGCGAAAAAGUGGCCGAAAAUGGAUUCGAUUUGAAUCAAGAGUGGAAUGAAGACACGGAUGAAGAAAAUGGCGGCGAAGAGGAAGUGGAAGAAGAAGAGGAGGAAUGA